AUGCAUUCGACCACCUUGCCGCGGUUGCCCAUCUUCGAGGCUAUUGUAAAACAUGACCCCCAGUCAACCGCAGUCAUUCACUCCUCCUCGGGGAGAACCUUCACAUACGGCGAAUUGCUAGGGGAUAUACGGAAGGCGCGGGAGCGAUUUUAUGAAGCCAGUGGGAAGAAGGACUUGAAUGGGGAGAGAAUAGCCUUUCUUGUCGGGAAUAGCUACGACUAUGUUGUCACCUUGCUCGCUGUGCUUGCGGCGCGGUCCAUCGCAGUCCCCAUGUCUCCUGCGUUCCCGGCGCCAGAGCUACAAUAUAUCCUUGACCACAGUGAAGCGGCGCUUCUCGUCUCCUCGCCCAGGUUCGCAUCCAAGGCAGCGGAGGUCCUAGCCACGGAUCUAACUACCAAACCUGCUCAUCUUGAACUAAAGAAACAUGAGGGUGGCGGCAUGUGUGAAGUCGUUUCGUUGGAGGAGGGCUCGGAUCCAGCUGGUGCCGGGCUGAUGCUAUACACUUCCGGAACCACCAACAGACCUAAAGGCGUCCUCUUACCGCAAUCAGCCCUAACCGCCCAGUCACGCUCCCUCAUAGAAGCAUGGAAAUACACCCCAGCAGACCACCUCCUCCAUGUCCUCCCCCUCCACCACAUCCAUGGCACCGUCAACGCCGUCAUCACGCCCUUGUUCGCCGGCUCGUCCGUCGAAUUCAUGUUUCCCUUCAACGCCGAUGCUGUAUGGAAACGUCUUGCGGCACCAUUCCUCCCCACAAACGGCACCAACCGCCCCCACGGCACGACAAAACCUCCCAAUUCAAAAGUCACCUUCCUCACCGUCGUUCCUACAGUCUACAGCCGCCUUCUCGCCAGCCACAAGCUCUUACCUCAUCCCAUCCAAGCCGCCGCUCGAGAGGCCAUCUCCCCUGCAAACAUGCGCGUCAACAUCUCCGGCUCGGCUGCCCUCCCCACGCCUAUCAAGACUGCCUGGUCAGAUCUCAGCCACGGCAAUGUCCUCCUCGAGCGCUACGGCAUGACGGAAGUCGGCAUGGCACUCAGUUGCGGCCUCUCCUUCACCGACCGCAUCGACGCCUCUGUCGGUUGGCCCUUGCCCUCGGUCCAAGCACGUCUCAUGGACGUGGACACGGGUGAAAUCAUCCCCCUCGGUGGCGAGGUCGAUUCCCAAGGCCGGGAACGCUCUGGUGAGAUCCAGCUUCGCGGGCCAACCGUAUUCAAGGAAUACUGGCGGAACCCCUCUGCCACGGCCAAGGAGUUCAUCCCCGACUCCGACGGCCGGGGCUCCUGGUUCAAAACAGGUGACGUCGCCAUUCGCCGCGCCGUCCCCGCCGCCUCGCACAGCCAGCCGUGGACCAAGGGCCCGCUGUACUUCAUCCAGGGCCGCCUCACGGCUGACAUCAUCAAGACGGGUGGCGAAAAGGUCUCUGCGCUGGAAGUAGAGCGCGAACUCCUCAGUCUGCCAGAGGUGUCAGAGGCUGCUGUCGUCGCAGUUCCCAGCGGAAACUGGGGCCAGAAGGUCGGCGCUGUGCUCAUUAUCAACAGGGACGUGGUUCAAAAGUGGUCGCCCUUGGACAUGAGGCGCGCGCUGAAGAGCAGGUUAGCGAAUUAUAAGAUUCCGCAGGUCAUGAAGAUUGUGGAACAUAUUCCGAGGAACGCCAUGGGCAAGAUUAAUAAGAAACAGCUGGUGAAGGAGAUCUUUGCGGAUGAACACAGCGGUGACGAGCUGUAG
Messenger RNA from Metarhizium brunneum ARSEF 3297, 1728 nucleotides. RefSeq names its product Malonate--CoA ligase ACSF3 (gene Acsf3). Gene Ontology annotation, biological process: fatty acid metabolic process. The record is from RefSeq and is a predicted model, not a curated record. Lineage: Eukaryota; Fungi; Ascomycota; Sordariomycetes; Hypocreales; Clavicipitaceae. Gene Ontology annotation, molecular function: medium-chain fatty acid-CoA ligase activity.